AUGAAGUGGGGCGUUAUCGUCUUUCUUUCUUUCUAUCUUUCUUUCUUUCCUUCAUUUCACACGAUGUUGAUCUUUCAUCUUUCAAACGUUGUCGUUAAUUUUUGUGUUCCUUCGUUGCCAUUCUUUCUUUCUUUCUUUCUUUCUUUCUUUCUUUCUUUCUUUCGACGUGUUCGUUCGUUCUUUCCUUCUUUUUUCUUUCCUUUUUUUUCUUUCCUUCCUUUCUUCCUUCCUUCUUCCUAUCUUUAUUUAACACAUUUUCUUUUUUUUCAGACGUUGUCCUUCGUUCAUUUGGUUACUCGUUCUUUCUCUUUUUCACUCAUUCUUUUUUCUUUCAAACGUCUUUCUUUUUUGUGUUUCUUAGUUUCUAUCUUUCUUUCUUUCUUUCUUUCGUUACAACUUUGUCGUUCAUUCGUUCUUUCUUUCAAAAAUUGUCUUUCACAUGUUGAUAUUCUUUCUUUCAUUCUUUCUUUCUUUCUUUCUCGUGCUGCCAUUCAUUAUUUCUUUCUUUCCCAUGCUAGCUUUUCUUUUUCCUUUUUUGAUAUGUCCAUAUAUACAAGCUUUUUUAUAUAA
Messenger RNA from Acanthosepion pharaonis, 570 nucleotides. The record is from the annotation of a GenBank genome assembly. NCBI's taxonomy places the organism in Eukaryota, Metazoa, Mollusca, Cephalopoda, Sepiida, Sepiidae.